Messenger RNA from Arachis duranensis, 447 nucleotides. RefSeq lists its product as uncharacterized. The record is from RefSeq and is a predicted model, not a curated record. Bases 1 to 447 code for a protein of 148 amino acids. The transcript has a single exon. NCBI's taxonomy places the organism in Eukaryota, Viridiplantae, Streptophyta, Magnoliopsida, Fabales, Fabaceae.
AUGAGGUACGAUGGAACUCAAGACCCUCUAGAACACCUCACGGCCUUUGAAGCGAGGAUGAAUCUAGAGGGAGUAGGGGACGAGGUGAGGUGCCGAGCUUUCCCGGUAACCCUCGCGGGACCCGCGAUCAGAUGGUUCAACGGCUUACCGCAGGGAUCCAUCCACGAGUUCUCGGACAUCAGUCGUGCAUUCCUCGCCCAAUUUACAACACGAAUAGCAAAGGCAAAGCACCCGAUCAACCUUCUGGGGGUAACCCAGAGACAGGGAGAGUCGACCAGAAAAUACCUAGAUCGGUUCAACGACGAGUGCUUGGAAAUCGACGGCCUAACCGAUUCAGUGGCCAGCCUUUGUCUGACGAACGACCUCCUCAACGAAAACUUUCGAAAACACCUUACCACGAAACCAGUUUGGACGAUGCACGAGAUCCAGACGGUAGCCAAAGAGUAA